AAAAAAAAAAAAAAAAAACUUGAAGCUUGGUGGAUCCACAACUGUACAUUGUUUUGAGUGAUUUUUCCCGCGACUAACGCUACAGAGAACCUCAAUCUUUGCUAUCCUGUUCAUCCCGACCUGAGAUCUUUCCGUAAUUUUUCGGAGCCGUUUGUUCGUCUUACGAUCUAGGUUUUUCACUGGUGGAAAGCUCGUAAUCCGCUCGCAGAUGUGUCAAUCUGAUCAAUUUCCGUCGUAUCUCUGACUUUAUUUCGCGAAUAAAUUGCCUGAAUUGUAAUGGAGUGGACAACGGUGCAGCAUCUGGAUCUCCGGCACGCGGGUCGGAGCUCCAAGCCUUUACAGCCCCACGCCGCUGCAUUCCACCCGACGCAGGCUCUGGUCUCCGCCGCAAUCGGCACUUACAUAAUUGAGUUCGAUGCGUAUACGGGGAGUAAGAUCGCCUCUGUGGAUAUAGGCUCGCCUGUUGUCCGCAUGGCGUACAGUCCCACAGCUGGUCAUUCAUUGAUCGCUAUACUUGAGGUCAGUGCUCUUGGUAUUUCAUAUUUCACUUCAGUUGGCACCUUUUCUAAGAGUCUAAGAGAUUGCACUAUCCGGUCUUGUGACUUUGAUAGUGAACAAACUUGUGUGUUACACUCACCAGAAAAGAGAUCAGAACAGAUAUCUAUUGACACCGAAGUCCAUCUUGCAUUGACUCCUCUUCAGCCUGUUGUAUUUUUUGGUUUCCAUAAAAAGAUGAGCGUAACAGUUGUUGGAACUGUGGUAGGAGGGAAAGCUCCUACUAAAAUAAAGACAGACCUGAAGAAACCUAUAGUUAAUCUCGCUUGCCAUCCUCGCCUUCCUGCCUUGUAUGUGGCUUAUCAAGAUGGUCUGAUAAGAGCUUACAAUAUCCAUACAUAUGCUGUUCACUACACCCUGCAACUUGACAAUACAAUUAAGCUACUGGGUGCUGGUGCAUUUGCAUUCCAUCCAACAUUGGAGUGGAUUUUUGUGGGUGAUAGAAGAGGGAAAUGCACAAACUAUAAAUCUCUUCAAUCUCCUGUGCAGUUCAGCUGUAGUACAGAAACUCUAUUCAUGAUUGUAUUGUCUGUCAACCUCCUAGUAUCAGGAAUUCUGCAAUGCACGCAAGUUGGUUCUCAACCAAUCACAUCAGUUGCUUGGCUGCCGAUGUUGCGGUUGCUAGUCACUUUGUCCAGAGAUGGAAGCAUCCAAGUGUGGAAAACUCGAACGAAUGUGAAUCCGAACAGACCUCCGAUGCAAGCAAAUUUUUUUGAGCCUGCUGCUAUUGAAUCUAUAGACAUCCCUCGCAUUCUAUCUCAGCAAGGUGGAGAAGCUGUAUAUCCUCUCCCUCGAAUAAGAGGUUUAGAAGUGCACCCAAAAUUGAAUCUAGCAACACUACUUUUUGCAAACAUGACUGGUGGAGACAACCGCAAGAACAGAGCUGCAUACACUAGAGAGGGGCGUAAACAACUCUUUGCUGUCUUGCAAAGUGCGAGAGGAUCAUCAGCAUCUGUAUUGAAGGAGAAGCUCGCUGCUCUAGGUUCAUCUGGUAUAUUAGCUGAUCACCAGCUGCAAGCCCAACUGCAAGAGCAUCAUGCAAAAGGAGAGAGUCAGCUUACAAUCUCAGACAUUGCAAGGAAGGCAUUUCUUUACAGUCAUUUCAUGGAAGGCCAUGCAAAGAGUGCUGCAAUAUCUCGUUUACCUCUUAUUACUAUUAUGGAGACAAAACAUCAACUACGAGACUUCCCUAUUUGCCAGCCAAUUCAUCUAGAGCUAAAUUUUUUCAGCAAGGAGAACCGAGUUCUUCAUUAUCCUGUCAGAGCUUUUUAUAUUGAGGGGCCAAACCUGAUGGCUUAUAAUCUCACUUCUGGAAGUGAAAAUAUCUACAAAAAGCUUUACGCUACGAUUCCUGGUAAUGUCGAUGUUCAACCAAAAUACAUUUCCUACAGCAAAAAGCAGCACAUAUUUCUUGUAGCCUAUGAGAUCAGUGUUGGUGGAAACGAGGUGGUAAUGUACUGGGAAAAUACAGAUCCUCAGUUUGCGAAUAGCAAAGUUACCACAGUCAAAGGUUCGGAUGCAGCUUUUGUUGGUCCGACUGAAAAUCAAUUUGUUGUCCUUGAUGACGAUAAGACUGCACUUUCCUUAUAUUUGUUGCCUGGCGCUGCCACGCAAGCACUUGAGAAAAAUGGGUCUUUCAAUGAAAACCAGUCUGUGGAAACUGAAGUUGCGUCUAUUAAGGGUCCUGUGCAGUUUAUGUUUGAAAGCGAAGUGGAUCGUAUCUUUUCUACUCCACUAGAGUCAACUGUAAUGUUUGCUUCUCAUGGAGAUCAGAUUGGUUUUGGGAAACUGAUCACCGGGUACCGUCUUCCUAGUGCUGAUGGGCAUUAUAUCCCUACGAAAGCUGAAGGGCGGAAGUUCAUUAGAUUGAAAGUAAAUGAGACUGUACUUCAGGUACAAUGGCAAGAAACACUCAGGGGCUUUGUUGCUGGUAUACUGACCACACUGCGCGUGCUCAUUGUUACAGCUGAUUUAGACGUGUUGGCUUGUAGUUCUGCCAAAUCCCUGCUGUGGCUUGGGCCAGCUCUUCUUUUUUCCACUUCUACUUCUGUAAAUGUGCUUGGUUGGGAUGGAAAAGUUAGGACCAUACUCUCUACCUUGUUGCUUGGAGCUUUAAAUGAUCGUCUGCUACUUGUAAACACAACUGAGAUAAAUGUCAGACAGAAGAAGAAGUUUGAGAUUAAGAAUUGUCUUGUUGGGCUGCUUGAACCCCUUCUCAUUGGAUUUGCAACAAUGCAGCAACAUUUUGAGCAGAAGCUCGAUCUGUCAGAAGUCCUCUACCAAAUAACAUCAAGGUUUGAUAGUCUGCGAAUUACUCCAAGAUCACUCGAUAUUCUAGCCAGAGGUCCUCCAGUUUGCGGUGAUCUUGCUGUCUCGUUAUCACAGUCGGGCCUGCAAUUCACUCAGGUCUUGAGAGGAAUAUACGCAAUCAAAGCACUCCGUUUUUCCACUGCUUUAUCUGCACUGAAGGACGAGUUUUUGCGGUCGAGAGAUUACCCUCGUUGCCCCCCCACUUCACAUUUGUUCCACCGUUUCCGCCAGUUGGGAUAUGCAUGUAUCAGGUACGGUCAAUUCGACAGUGCAAAAGAGACCUUCGAAGUCAUAGCAGACUAUCAAAGCAUGCUCGACCUCUUCAUCUGCCACCUCAACCCCAGCGCGAUGCGUCAUCUCGCCCAGAAGCUAGAAGACGAGGGGUCUGACCCUGAACUGCGUAGACACUGUGAGCGGAUCCUCCGAGUCCGCUCGACUGGGUGGACCCAGGGAAUCUUUGCCAACUUUGCCGCAGAGAGCAUGGUCCCCAAGGGCCGCGAGUGGGGUGGCGGAAACUGGGAGAUCAAAACCCCAAUGAAUCUCAAGGACAUACCCCAGUGGGCUCUCGCUGCCGAGGUCAUGCCUUACAUGAGAACCGACGACGGCACUAUCCCAUCCAUCGUCACUGACCACAUCGGCGUCUACCUUGGCCUCAUGAAAGGCCGGGGCAAUGUGGUCGAAGUCAGAGAGGACAGCCUAGUGCGAGCCCUGAAAUCCGAUACUGGCACUGGCAUUGGCACCGUCAAAGACAGUGGGGCCCACAUGCCUGCCGUGUCCUCCGAUCCAAAAAUCGGAUCUCUCAUGGGAUUGGAGACACUCUCCUCCCAGCAGUCUACGUCUUCCGACGCACAGGCAAAGGCUGAGGAGGAAUUCAAGAAGUCCCUCUACGGCUCGGCCGGCGGCGGAAGUAGCAGUGAUGAGGAGGAAGGGGGAGGAGCUGCCUCGAAAGCCAAGAAGCUGCACAUACGUAUUCGGGACAAGCCAGCCUCGUCGGCUACUGUGGACGUCAACAAAAUCAAGGAAGCCACGAAGCAGCUUGGUGUUCCCAUGGGUCGGACCAAGUCGCUGACCGGAUCGUCCCCAGAUCUCGGCGGCCUGCUUAUGCCACCACCACAGUCUGCUCCACCAGUUUCCAGUCAGGCAACAUCUGUCCCGGCCGAUCUCUUUGGGACUAGUUCGCUGGUAAUGCCGCCGGCAUUGCCGCCGCCGCCUGCUUCUUCUGGGAGACCUGGUGUUGGGGUUGCCGUGGGGCCUAUACCGGAGGAUUUUUUCCAGAACACGAUCUCGUCCGUUCAGGUUGCAGCAUCGCUGCCGCCAGCGGGGACGGUCUUGUCGAGGUUGGAUCCUAAUGCUCAGAACAAUAUGGUUCCGAAUGCUCAGGCCAGUGUGGCGGGUGUGGGGGCCGAGGUUGGUCUGCCUGAUGGUGGGGUACCCCCCUCCUCUCAGGUGAUGAGUCAACAACAGCAACAGCAGCAAUCUGUUCCAUACAUUGGGCUUCCGGACGGUGGUGUUCCGCCACAAUCGUUGCCUGAAGCUGCUGCUGCCCCGUCUCAGGCUCAGCAGAUCCAGAUGGUGGGAGGGGCCACUGUUUCUAGUCAGCCACUUGAUCUUAGUUCUCUUGAAGGUCCGGGGUCGGAAACAUCUGGAAUAUCUCCUGCGCGUUCGGCUUCUCCUCCGAAAGCUGUGCGUCCUGGCCAGGUACCCCGUGGUGCCGCCGCAGCAGUUUGCUUUAAGACGGGACUCACUCACCUGGAGCAGAAUCAACUCUCAGAUGCGUUAUCGUGUUUUGAUGAGGCUUUCCUAGCGCUGGCCAAGGAUCAAUCACGUGGAGCUGACAUCAAAGCUCAAGCUACUAUUUGUGCCCAGUACAAGAUUGCUGUUACCCUCCUUCAGGAAAUAAACCGACUGCAAAAAGUCCAAGGCCCGAGUGCAAUCAGCGCAAAAGACGAGAUGGCUCGAUUAUCACGCCACCUGGGCUCAUUGCCUCUCCUCGCUAAGCACCGGAUAAAUUGCAUUCGUACUGCCAUCAAGCGAAACAUGGACGUUCAGAAUUUCGCCUACGCGAAACAGAUGCUCGAGUUACUGCUAUCCAAAGCGCCGUCUGGCAAGCAAGACGAGUUGAGAAGCCUGAUUGACAUGUGUGUCCAAAGGGGUUUGACCAACAAAUCCAUUGACCCACUCGAAGAUCCUUCACAAUUCUGUGCUGCUACACUUAGCCGUCUAUCGACCAUCGGUUAUGAUGUGUGUGACCUUUGUGGGGCCAAAUUUUCUGCUCUAUCUGCUCCUGGUUGUAUUAUUUGUGGCAUGGGGAGCAUUAAAAGAUCCGAUGCCAUUGCUGGACCCGUUCCUUCACCUUUUGGCUGAGGGGUUGAUUAUAGAAUAUCACACACUUAUAAACAAGGAUGGAAAAUUCUGGUGAGAGUACGUGAAGGACUCACAAUUUAUUCUUUUUUGUCUUUUUUAUUGUGCCCCUAUUUUUGUGUGUAAAUUGUAGUGUGUUGUAUUACUGCUCUCUUGUUUAUACAACGGAAUGCUCCCGUUCUUUUGUGCUUCUGUU
This is a messenger RNA of Striga asiatica, 5422 nucleotides long. NCBI's taxonomy places the organism in Eukaryota, Viridiplantae, Streptophyta, Magnoliopsida, Lamiales, Orobanchaceae. The record is from the annotation of a GenBank genome assembly.